AUGGCGUCGGCGAGGAUGGAGAGGGCUCCAUCUACUCCCAUGACAGAGUCGAAGCGCUGGCCUCCCGGGGAUUCUGGGGUUGUGUUGGCGCCUGUGAUGGAGGUAGACCCCAUUGUUAAUCAAAACGAUGAGAAAAACAAAGGGUGGCACUGCAAACAAAAGAAAGUUUUAGAAACAAAUCGCAAAAGGAGAGAGAAAUCGCAAAGAUGGAAGGAUUCCAGGGAUGCAAGAGAAAACUUUCGGGACAAAGAGAAAAUCUCACCACCAAAUCGCCGGGAGCCAGAAGAGCUCAUCCAUCUCCUCCACACCUGCGCAUCCCUGCGAUUGGUCGAUGGUGGUAGGAAGCUCCACGCCCAUAUCUCCCGUCUGGGCCGCCUUGAAAGGGAUGGGCGUCUCGCGAAUCACCUCAUCGACAUGUAUGGCAAGUGCGGGCAUUUGGACGAUGCCAAGGCUGUGUUCCAAAGCCUUGAUGCGAGUAAGGGGAGCUCUCUCUCGUGGAGCGCGCUCAUCACGGCUCACGGCUCAUGUGGAUCGAUCGGAGGGGCUGUUGGCCUGCUGGACGAGAUGGAGGAGCAGGGAAUUCUCCCGGAUCAAACUGCCCUCUUGACAGCGCUCAAUCUUUGCUCCACACACGGCGCUCUCGCAGAGGGCAUUGUGGUACAGAAAAUAAUAGCAGAUCGUGGGCUGGAGAAGAAUGUGAUCAUCUCAAAUGCGGUUAUCAACAUGUAUGGAAAAUGCGGCAAAAUCGACCAAGCCAGAGCUUUCUUAGAUCGAAUGUAUUUCCGAGACACAGUGUCUUGGAACGCCAUUGUUUCAGCAUAUGCCCAAAAUGGGCAUCAGUCGGAUGCAGUGAAAAUGCUCUUUGUCAUGCAGCUCGAGGGUGUCAAGAUUGGAAAAAUCGGAUUCGUUACACUCCUCAAGGCUUGCUGCGGCCCAAUGUUCCUGCAGACCGGCAGACUCAUUCACUCUUGUCUUCCGGAGGAUGUUCUCCAUGAGACGGACGUCACAGCCGGAACGAGCCUUGUUCAUAUGUAUGCAAAGUGUGGCAGCCUUGCGGAAGCGCGAGAGAUUUUUGAGCGGAUGAGCUGCAAGAACAAGUUUGCAUGGUCUGCCAUGAUCAGCGCUUACGUGGAACACGAGGAAACGAGAGCUUCCCUCGAGUGUUUUUGUUUGAUGCUGCUCAAUGGUGUCCAGAUGAGCUUUCGUGGCGGUUUUAGAGGCUUGCGGCGUCCUCAAGGCUGGAUGUUUUGUCCACUGUUUGAUCGAAGAGUGUAG
Messenger RNA from Selaginella moellendorffii, 1275 nucleotides. RefSeq names its product pentatricopeptide repeat-containing protein At2g34400-like. Gene Ontology annotation, cellular component: intracellular membrane-bounded organelle. The record is from RefSeq and is a predicted model, not a curated record. The transcript is spliced from 3 exons. Bases 1 to 1275 code for a protein of 424 amino acids. Gene Ontology annotation, biological process: RNA modification. NCBI's taxonomy places the organism in Eukaryota, Viridiplantae, Streptophyta, Lycopodiopsida, Selaginellales, Selaginellaceae. Gene Ontology annotation, molecular function: RNA binding; protein binding.